Molecule: messenger RNA, 999 nt
Organism: Colletotrichum graminicola M1.001
Lineage: Eukaryota; Fungi; Ascomycota; Sordariomycetes; Glomerellales; Glomerellaceae
Product: Ras family protein
Exons: 4
Coding region: 1-999 (332 amino acids)
Biological process (GO): regulation of endocytosis
Cellular component (GO): endosome
Molecular function (GO): GTP binding; GTPase activity
Source: RefSeq, a predicted model, not a curated record
AUGACGAGACCGCGUCGCUCCAGUGCCGCGAGCGAUGAGAGCAGCGGACCCGCCGGCGAGGAGUUGGGUAGCAUGUACGACUACCUGGCCAAAAUAAUCUUGCUGGGACCGAGCGGCACAGGAAAGUCCUGUUUGCUUCACCGCUUCGUCAAGAACGAGUGGAGAGUUUUAUCGUCCCAAACUAUCGGUGUCGAGUUCGCAAGCAAGAUCAUCAAGGUCGGCACCGGUUCCCGGCGGAAACGGAUCAAGCUACAGCUUUGGGACACGGCCGGCACCGAACGAUUCCGUUCCGUCUCCCGAUCCUACUACCGCGGCGCCGCCGGCGCCAUUCUCGUUUAUGACGUCACAAAUCACAGCAGCUUCCGCGGACUGCAACCGUUCCUUAACGACGCCCGCGCCUUGGCAUCUCCCAACUUGUCUUGCCUUCUGGUGGGAAACAAGCUUGAUCUAGCAUCCGAGCCCCUCAUCGACACAAGCCUACCCCCGCCAACGCCGAGCAGCGUCGGUUCCAUGUCAUACUUUGCGAAUGGCUCCGCAGGAUCCGGAGGUACCAUGGUGUCAUCCCUCGGCACGCAACAGAAAGCCAGCGAGGCGCCGGAGGGUCGAGAGGUCAGCAACGCGGACGCAAACAGAUGGGCGGGAACGGUUGGGAUCCCCGUGGUGAUGGAGGCGAGCGCCUUCAACGGCGAGAAUGUGGACGAGAUCUUUGCGAGGCUUGCUAGGAUGAUUCUUACCAAGAUCGAGUUGGGCGAUAUCGACCCUGACGACCCGAUGAGCGGCAUUCAGUACGGCGACGGGUACGGCGGAGGGUGGAACGCGGGCGCCAGCGACGUGGCAAGCAUCAAGAGUUCCAUGACGGGCGCGACGCUCGACGAGGCUGGUGGAAUCCGCAGACGAAAGGGCAGGCGAAACACGCGCAGCGGCGCGAACUGGGGUCUGCGUGAUUGGGAAGAGGUUUUCACGUUGACGAAUCGACGUAGAGGCAACAACUGCUGUUGA